This is a messenger RNA of Parnassius apollo (apollo), 321 nucleotides long. NCBI's taxonomy places the organism in Eukaryota, Metazoa, Arthropoda, Insecta, Lepidoptera, Papilionidae. The record is from the annotation of a GenBank genome assembly.
AUGGGUUGUUGGUCGCUUGACUCGGUAAUGCUAUUUUCCAGCAGUACAUUCCGAACAAAGGUGGAACGAAAAACAUGGAACCUGGUUGUAAACCGCGGUAAAUUGAAGGAACAUGACACAGAAGUAUCAGAAAAAGUGGUUCUAUCAUUGGCAGAUGGUCUUUUCAAUGAUGACAGGACCAUGUACACGGACAACUACUACACAAGUGUUCCACUUGUACUGCGAAUGCGUAAAAGAAAGACGCAUAUAGUAGCGGCACUGAGAAGUAGCAGGAAAUACAUACCUAGAAAAUUGAAAAAAGGUGAAAUAGCAGCUCAAUAA